This is a messenger RNA of Anopheles nili, 2154 nucleotides long. RefSeq names its product DCN1-like protein 1 (gene SCCRO). Gene Ontology annotation, biological process: protein neddylation; positive regulation of ubiquitin-protein transferase activity. The coding region runs from base 68 to 1036 and encodes 322 amino acids. The transcript is spliced from 3 exons. The record is from RefSeq and is a predicted model, not a curated record. Gene Ontology annotation, molecular function: cullin family protein binding; ubiquitin-like protein binding; ubiquitin conjugating enzyme binding. NCBI's taxonomy places the organism in Eukaryota, Metazoa, Arthropoda, Insecta, Diptera, Culicidae. Gene Ontology annotation, cellular component: ubiquitin ligase complex.
AAUAGUUUAUCGCAGCUAAAAAUCAUUUCCACCGUGCAUCUUGAUCAUUAUUCUGCUGAAAUAAGCUAUGAACAAACUAAAGCUCAACCAAAAGGUGAAAGUAAACAAAUUCAUUUCACUCACACACACCGGAGAGCAAACGGCCAUCCGAUGCCUUCAGGACAACGAAUGGAAGCUCGAUCUGUCCUGCGACACGUAUUUCCAAAAUCCGGAUCUAUACUAUCGCGAGCUGGACAAGAAGAAAAUCGAACAGCUGUUCAAUGCCUACCGGGACCCGUCAGACCCGAACAAAAUUAACUCGGACGGUGUGGAGCGGUUUCUCGAAGAUCUGCAUCUAAAUCCGGAAUCUAAGCUGGUACUCAUCAUUGCCUGGCGAUUCAAGGCGGAAGCGCAGUGCGAAUUUGCACGGCACGAGUUCAUCAACGGGUUCUAUGAUCUCGGUGUGGAUAGUAUAGAGAAGCUGAAGGAAAAGUUGCCGCGUAUGGAGCAGGAGCUAAUGGAUCCGGGUCGGUUUAAAGAUUUCUAUCAGUUCACCUUCAAUUACGCCAAAGAUCCUGGUCAAAAAGGGCUGGAUCUCGAGAUGGCGAUCGCGUACUGGAACAUUGUACUUAAAGAUCGAUUUAAAUUUCUUGAUCUUUGGUGCAAGUUUCUGGUGGAAAACCACAAGCGAUCAAUCCCGAAGGACACCUGGAACUUGCUCCUCGAUUUUGCGACCUAUAUCGACGACAGCAUGUCCAACUACGAUGCGGAGGGUGCUUGGCCGGUGCUAAUCGAUGAUUUCGUCGAGUGGUGCCUAAAGCAGAAUAAAGUUACUCAUCCAUCGGUGAUUACAUCCACAACAGGCGGCCACAGCGGUGGUGGGAGUGGGUUUAGUUCCCACUCUAUGCAGCAUGUCCCAUCCACCUCGGCAAUGAUGAGCAACGUUCCUGUUCCCGGAUCGGCUACGGCAACCUCUACAACUACCAAUCCGUACGGCGGAAGCCGGUCGAGCCCAUACGGAACAGCGACCGGCAGCACAGCCAAUAUGUUUUACUAGACACCAUCAUGUAAGUCAGCUAGUGUGAGUACCAGUUCGUCUCUCUUACUCUCCUCUUUUGCCCACACCACAGCUCUGGUUUUAAGGUGUCGGGAAAUUGGAUGGACAAUGGUGGGUUUCAAUAUUCAUUUUUCAUCAUUGCUCGCGUUACGUUUGUUCAGGAAAAGCAGGCAAAGAAGUCAAAAAAAGAGCAAAAAUCUUAGCAAUAAUGAUAUAAACGAGAGAACGGCGAAAUAGGAAACCUUUUUCAUUCCGAUGCAGUUGCAAAGUUUCCACCGUACAACAGAGAAAUUGUAGAGAGCUGUCCCAUUAAAGCUUAAUCGUUUCAACAUUCUCGUUCAUUUAAUCCCUGUUUUCAUUACAAUCUUCUUCAAAACUAUAAUCAUUUUUUUGCCGCCGUAGCGACCAGAGGGCAAACAGAAUGGUUGUUUACGUGUCCGAGUGCAAUGUGCUCCCGUUGGCUCGUACCGUCGUACGAUCCUCGGAAAGAUGAAUGAGAUAUUACUCUAACCCAGGAAUGGCAAAUGACCGGCCGGUAAACAAUUUUGUAAAACAUGACACGCUUUUGUGUGUUGCAAAAUAUUUUCAAAUGAGUUAUAGUUCAAACGCAAGCCGGACUCCGGACAUGUCGAACCUACAAUGCAUCUAGCGUGUGUAGCGAUAGCUCUUGCUGUUCAUUGAACAAAUAUUUAAUACAGAUAUUCCAUACCUGGGCCGCAUGGCCUGCGAAAAACUACAAUGACGCAAUGAAUAACAAAGUGGCCCGCUAGUAAAAUGUGUUUGACAGACCUGCUCUAAGUGAUAAUGCACCCAAGUGAGCGAACCGGCGCUGGAGCGCGUGUUGAAUGAGGGAGGGUUUUCAUUUCAUCGUUUAGAAAAUGUCUUAUACAAAUUUCGUUAUUGCAUUACAUUGUUGCAUUAUGCUUCGGUUUGUGUCGGUUCCUCUAGUCAAGAAAAGUGCGAAAGCAGAUAAAAAACGAAACUGUGCGAAUGGAUGGUAUAGGAAGAAAAAAAAACAUUUCAAAAAUAGAAAAUGAUUCUACAAAAGCAGUAGUGUAAUUUUGAACGCAGGAAUACAACCAAGAAUAACAACCAUCAAAGACCCGACUCAAGAUGAA